GGGACGGUCCCGGCGGGAGCCUCGCCGCGCGCUGGGGCACGUCUGACGUAGCCCUCAGUAGCUUUCGUGGCGAAGGCCCGGGCUCGCCCCUUCGGCCUUCGAAGCGUGACCUCCACCGAAAGGCCACGAGCGGGCGGAGAGAAACGACCGGCAGGGAGGGCGGCCUGGAAAGCCACAAGAGGCGAAAAGUUGAGCCUCAACUCCGGACCCACACUGCAGCGCGGGAGGGAGAGAGGCGUCGCGGCGGCCCGUCUUGAGGGAGCAAGGCGGACCGGCUGACAGACGCUGGGCAGCGCUCAGAGGCGACCUGCACUCAGACAGCCACGGAGAACGAGUCGAGAAAAGACUGUGCCUAUAAAAGGCUGCUGCGCCAGCCCUGCUGCUCCUUAAGGUCGCGGCCGCUGUCCCGUUGACCUCGCGUCCCCGCGCGCCAUGGCCCGGACGAAGCAGACCGCCCGCAAGUCGACCGGCGGCAAGGCCCCGCGGAAGCAGCUGGCCACCAAGGCGGCCCGCAAGAGCGCGCCGGCCACGGGCGGCGUGAAGAAGCCGCACCGCUACCGGCCGGGCACCGUGGCGCUGCGCGAGAUCCGGCGCUACCAGAAGUCCACCGAGCUGCUGAUCCGCAAGCUGCCCUUCCAGCGGCUGGUGCGCGAGAUCGCGCAGGACUUCAAGACGGACCUGCGCUUCCAGAGCUCGGCCGUGAUGGCGCUGCAGGAGGCCAGCGAGGCCUACCUGGUGGGCUUGUUCGAGGACACCAACCUGUGCGCCAUCCACGCCAAGCGCGUCACCAUCAUGCCCAAGGACAUCCAGCUGGCUCGCCGCAUCCGCGGGGAGCGGGGCCGGCCAGGACCGGGUGUGUUCCGGCCGCGCCUCCUGGUUACUGUGCUCGGCCGCGGCUUCGCUCCUCUGCGGCCCGGGGGCACUAGCACGGCCACACCCCGCGCGCCUUCGCGCUGCCUGUUCGGCCGCCUCGGGGGGACGAGGUGGGAGGGGAGCGGGGCGCGGCGCCAGGGGCUUCAGGGCCGCUUCGUCACUUGGCGGCGCUCGGCCUUUCGGUCCGGAAAAUGCGGUUGGGCCGUUGAGAGUGUGGACAAGGCAGACUCAGCCGCCAAAGCCAUACAGAGUGCGGCCUUGGCGUUUGAGCGCGUAGACCACGUCCAUGGCAGUGACCGUCUUGCGCUUAGCGUGCUCGGUGUAGGUGACAGCGUCACGGAUGACGUUCUCCAGGAACACCUUCAGUACACCUCGCGUCUCCUCGUAGAUGAGGCCGGAGAUCCGUUUGACGCCACCACGGCGAGCGAGACGCCGAAUUGCCGGCUUUACUGCCCACAGCUCCUUGGUCGAAACAAGGGAGUCAUGGCCCGGACGAAGCAGACCGCCCGUAAGUCGACCGGCGGCAAGGCCCCGCGGAAGCAGCUGGCCACCAAGGCGGCCCGCAAGAGCGCGCCGGCCACGGGCGGCGUGAAGAAGCCGCACCGCUACCGGCCGGGCACCGUGGCGCUGCGCGAGAUCCGGCGCUACCAGAAGUCCACCGAGCUGCUGAUCCGCAAGCUGCCCUUCCAGCGGCUGGGGCGCGAGAUCGCGCAGGACUUCAAGACGGACCUGCGCUUCCAGAGCUCGGCCGUGAUGGCGCUGCAGGAGGCCAGCGAGGCCUACCUGGUGGGCUUGUUCGAGGACACCAACCUGUGCGCCAUCCACGCCAAGCGCGUCACCAUCAUGCCCAAGGACAUCCAGCUGGCUCGCCGCAUCCGCGGGGAGCGCGCCUAAGUCGUUCAUUAAGUAACUUAAAAGGCUCUUUUCAGAGCCGCCUA
Messenger RNA from Chinchilla lanigera (long-tailed chinchilla), 1811 nucleotides. RefSeq lists its product as uncharacterized. Gene Ontology annotation, cellular component: nucleosome. The record is from RefSeq and is a predicted model, not a curated record. Bases 433 to 1767 code for a protein of 444 amino acids. Lineage: Eukaryota; Metazoa; Chordata; Mammalia; Rodentia; Chinchillidae. The transcript has 5 exons. Gene Ontology annotation, molecular function: protein heterodimerization activity; structural constituent of chromatin; DNA binding.